Messenger RNA from Asterias rubens (European starfish), 4887 nucleotides. Its product is annotated as probable ATP-dependent RNA helicase DHX37. Gene Ontology annotation, molecular function: ATP hydrolysis activity; RNA binding; ATP binding. Gene Ontology annotation, cellular component: nucleolus; intracellular anatomical structure. The transcript has 29 exons. Lineage: Eukaryota; Metazoa; Echinodermata; Asteroidea; Forcipulatida; Asteriidae. The record is from RefSeq and is a predicted model, not a curated record. The coding region runs from base 134 to 3676 and encodes 1180 amino acids. Gene Ontology annotation, biological process: maturation of SSU-rRNA from tricistronic rRNA transcript (SSU-rRNA, 5.8S rRNA, LSU-rRNA).
GGCACAUGUGCAGUGAAAGAUACGUAAAUACGGUGCAGAAAAACCGUGUUUUCUCUCAUUUUGUGAAAGAAAAAUUAUUUAAACAGUGCUGUUAUAUGUAGUUUUACCCUGAGGUCUUAUAAAUUAGUUUAUAAUGGGGCGAAUAAAGCGUAGUCAUAACAAGAGAGGGAGGACAGUUGUUGACGAUUCGGACGUCCGAAAAGCGCACAACAUUCUGUGUGUCGAGUUGGACCUGCCUGUAUCUGCUGCUCCCUCUAAUGGAGGAAACAUCAACCAGAAAGAUGAUGCGAUGCAUAGCAACCCACUGGUUCUGCCGUCAAAGAAGAAAACCUCAGAGAAUACUAAACAGACUCAGCAGAACUUGCCGAAACAACUGAGUAAAAAACAGCGGAAGAGACUGCAGAAGGUUGUAGAGAGAAAGGACAAAAGUUUGAAGAGAGCCGAUAUCUUUGCCUCAUUGGUCAAGCAUCAGGUGUCGAAAGAGGAGCUCUCCAUGUUUUCAUCUGCAGCGCAUCUUGGGCAGAAAGUCUCCAAAAGGCAAACUUUAGAGAAGAAAGAAGAAGGGGUGACUAUCAACAGCAUCAGAGGCAUCAACAAACGGCAGAGUUUAAAAACAGAGGAGCAAAAAGAAAGUGAGACAGACUCCAGCGAUGAAGAGUCAAGUGACGACGACGAGGAGGAUGAAGAAAAUGAAGGCGAAGGCAAACCAGAAGAUAAAAGCCAAGAUGUGUCGGAAGAGAAAUCAAGAACUGAAACCAUGGCAAUAGAUGAUGUAAGGGAUGAAGAGGUCACUGUGGGGUCAAAGUGUGCAGAAGAGAGCGGAAAGAAGGAAGGUGAUACCACUGAGAAGAGUUCAGACAGCGGUAAGGCGGCGGUGAUAAAAACGCCACAAGAGAGGAAACCAGCUGUGUUUGUACAUGUUGAUAGAAAAGAAGCGGUUCAGGAAGCUAGGCUCGCCCUACCUAUCCUCGCUGAAGAGCAAGUGGUAAUGGAAGCGAUCAGCGACAACCAGGUGGUCAUUCUGUGUGGUGAAACGGGAAGUGGAAAGACAACCCAAGUUCCACAGUUCUUAUACGAGGCAGGCUACGCUGAGGAGGGUCUAAUAGGAAUAACGGAGCCAAGGAGAGUGGCCGCAGUAACGAUGUCUGAACGGGUUGCCAUGGAAAUGAACCUUUCAAAAAGAGUUGUGUCCUACAUGAUCCGUUACCAAGGAAACGUAACCGAAGACACCAAGCUCAAGUUCAUGACCGACGGUGUGCUGCUGAAAGAAAUCCAGAGGGAUUUCCUGUUAACAAAGUAUUCAGUGAUUAUCAUUGACGAGGCCCACGAACGUAGUGUGUACACGGACAUCCUGAUCGGACUGCUGUCAAGAAUAGUACCACUGAGGAACAAGAAAGGUCAGAAGAUGAAACUGGUCAUCAUGUCGGCCACUCUGAGAGUAGAAGACUUCACUGAGAACCAGCGACUCUUCAAAAUCAAGCCACCCGUCAUCAAGGUGGAGUCGAGACAGUUUCCAGUGACCGUCCACUUCAACAAGAGGACACCCAUAGAUAACUACAUGGAGGAAGCUGAGAAAAAGGUACUGAAGAUUCAUCGGACGUUACCUCCCGGUGGGAUCUUAGUCUUUGUGACAGGUCAGAAUGAGGUCAGCUCAUUGUGUAGUAAACUACGCUCCAGGUACAACAAGAACAAAGGUAGAAAACCUACAUUGAAGAGGAAACCAUCUGAAGGUGGUUCCAACGAGGAGGAACAGAUUAAGGAGGAUGAAGACUCAAUAAAGGCCUUCAAGAAAAUGAAACUUCCAAAGAUCAGUCUAGACAAUUAUUCUGUAAAGCCGUAUGAAGAAGAGGAAGUGGAUGAAACCAAGGACGACGAAGAUGACCAAUCAGACGAUGGCUUUCAGGUUAAUGAAGCUGAUGAAGAUGAGGACAAUAUGCCACAAGAAGAGAGUGAAGAUGAGGUACCCCUUCAUGUCCUACCCAUGUACUCGCUCCUGGCACCCCAUCAGCAGGCUAAGGUCUUCCAACCUCCCCCAGAGAACACUCGGCUCUGCGUGGUGGCAACCAAUGUAGCGGAGACGUCUCUCACGAUACCUGGAAUUAAAUAUCUGGUCGAUACAGGCAGGGUCAAGAAGCGGUACUACGACAAGGUCACCGGUGUGUCAUCAUUCAAAAUCACGUGGACAUCUCAAGCUUCAGCCAAUCAGAGGGCCGGACGAGCAGGACGUACAGAGCCCGGACACUGCUACAGACUGUAUUCUUCAGCCGUGUUUGCCAGCGACUUUGAGAAGUUUGACCCUGCAGAGAUUACUAGGAGACCAGUGGAGGAUCUAACGUUACAAAUGAAGGAUAUGGGAAUCGACAAGGUUGUCAACUUUCCUUUUCCGACACCCCCAGAAGGGAAGGCGUUAAAGGCAGCAGAGAGACUUCUCAUAUCCCUGGGUGCACUGGAAGUGCCACCCAAAGUGUCUGGCUUCAAAACAUCAAAGGAAGAAUCCUUUGGCACCAGAAUCACCCCACUUGGUAAAACCAUGGCCUGUUUCCCUGUGUCCCCAUGCUAUGCUAGAAUGAUAACCAAUGGCCAACGGAGAGGCUGUCUACCAUAUAUCAUAGCGUUGGUGUCUGCGCUUACCGUCAGGGAGAUUUUUGAAGUUGGUAACCAGCGGACUGACUCAGCUGAAGAGAAGGAAGAACAGAAGAAACGCAGGGCAAGAGUUGCUCACAACAAACGGAUUUGGGCUGGAGAGGGUAACUCCCUACUCCUUGGUGACUUGAUGGUCUUACUGGGAGCUGUAGGUGCGACUGAAUUCUCGGGGUGCACGCCAUCAUUCUGUGCUGCUCACGGUCUCCGCUACAAGGCCAUGACUGAGAUCAGACGGUUACGGAGACAGCUGACAAACGCUGUGAACUCAGUGCAAACAGACCAUGAGACAGUUCUGGAUCCAAAGAUGAGCCCACCAAAUGCAACACAGGUCCAAAUCUUGAGGCAAGUUGUCCUGUCUGGACUUCCGCAUCAUAUUGCUAGGAAAAUGCCACAGACCGAGGAGCAGAAAGAGAAAGGCGCCUAUCAAAGCAUGGGCAUAGAGGGCGCUGUUUUCAUCCAUCCUGACUCUGUGCUCGCCAAGAAGCAACCGCAGUUUGUCGUGUACCAGGAAGUAAUAGAGACCUCCAGACCCUUCAUGAGAGGUGUGACAGCGAUUGAACCAGAAUGGCUACCGGUCAUCCUUCCUCAACUCUGCACCUUCUCCAAACCUCUUGAGAAACCUGCUCCUACGUACGAGGAAGAGACGGGAACCGUUCACUGCCACAUGACCAGCACAUUUGGUCGCAAUGCAUGGAUGUUACCUGCUGUGGAGUUGGAGUAUCCUAAGAGUCUGGAGAGAUUCAAAUGGUUCGCCAGGUUUUUACUUGAGGGAAAGGUUAUACAUGCUUUGCAGAACUAUACAUCAUUCCUGCUGUCACCACCUAGCACCAUGAUCAAGACAUGGGCCAAGUUACAACCUCGCACUGAGAUCUUACUUAAAGCAUUAAUGGCCGAGAAUGUAGACUGCAGAGAGAGCCUACUCAAGGCAUGGCAGCUGAAUGACAAAUAUCUGUUGAAUGCAUACAGUGAAUGGCUACAUCAUGAUAAACAGGGAGAUGUAAUGAUGGCAUGGCCUCCCACGGCACAUCUUUAAGCAGAGAGAAAAACAGUCGCAAACAAGAUACCAAAUAUAGUAGACCUUUACUAUAUCGUAUUUCCACCAUGUGGUAUUUCCACCAAGUUUCAAAUCCUACUUAAAGGCCCUUUACACUAUUGGUAAGAUCGAAAAACACAAGUGCUCACUGAUUCACACAUAACUUACAUGAUUUAAAGUAGUUAAUUGUAGAAAGGGUUCCUUUAAAUAUUUCUGCCUAAAAUGCUAGUUUCAAAUCCUACUUUAAAAUGCUAUCGUUUGACCAAUUAAUCUCAAACUUCCACAGGUUUGUUUGUUCAUGCAUAUAUGGUUGAUCACCAAAACAUGGACACUGUGCUGUGAUUAUUUUGUUAGCUCUACCAAUCCUGUAUAAUACGUUUCAGAUACAAAAUUGUUCUUAAAACCCUGGCUAUGUACUGGCGGCAGAUUGGUUAAGCAUAAGUUGUCUAAUUGCUAAGAAACAUUAGCAGAAUUCCAAUAUUGAUGCUAUUGCUUACUGCAAUCCCAGUAGUGAAAGCAUGCCAGCCAUUGUUGUAAGCAUGGUCCAAUUAAUUCAUCCAAUUUAUAAGCACAACAAAUUUCAAUACAAACUUUCGCAAUUUGUUACCGUAGUAUAACAAACAUGUUUGUCGGCCCUCCAAAAACAAGGAUUUUAUGGACUUGAAUACAGGACUCGAUCCCGAUCCCUAACUACAGAGCAAGCUAAGUGGUCUAAUGGUAAAGACAUCUGCUCUUAAAUGGCAAAGGUUGUAGGUGUGAGUCUCACCCGAGCAGAUUUUUUCAAGUACAGUGCCUUCCCAUUGGUAAGAUGAGGAAGCAGUUAAACAGGCUCACACAUGCAAACACACACAGGUAUGUUUAUGGUGAAGACCGAGCACUUCUCUUUGUUCUCCCAUUGUUUGGACAUAUUGGUUUAUUUUUCAGACGUCCCCAUUGGUUUUGUACACAAAAUCUACCGAGGAUUGUCCCAGGUGUGACUUUUUCCCGGAACCCUUUUGUUAAAGUCCUCGGUUUAAUAGUACACAUGACCACAAACAGGAAAACUAUUUUGAUUGGUUUUGAAAUACAUUUUUGAACAAUCCUAACUGGAAGUACCAUGGUGUCUUGUUUUUGAUGUAAAUGAAUUUUAUAAAGAAUCAAUCAUUACAAACUGAUUUAUUUUUUUAAAUCUGUAGUCAAUUAUGAAAUAAAUCUGGUCUAAGAUCCAUGUA